Clonostachys byssicola is the source of this 807-nucleotide messenger RNA. The record is from the annotation of a GenBank genome assembly. Lineage: Eukaryota; Fungi; Ascomycota; Sordariomycetes; Hypocreales; Bionectriaceae.
AUGCCUGACUUUAAUCCCAUUUUCGAAGUUGAAAUUGUCCAGUCAUGGGUUGAAGCUAAUCAAGAUGGGUCCUACCCAUUUGCCUGCCCCAUGUACAAAUUCAAUCCCCAAACCUAUGAUAAGUGCAAGAAGCACCAGUUCAGGAGGAUCUCGGAUGUGAAACAGCAUCUCACCCGUCGCCAUGCGCUACCCUCCCACUCAUGCUCAAUCUGUUGGAGUCCGUUCAAAGACGACACAUCCAGAACCCAUCAUAUCCGCCACGCCAAUUGCCAACAACAGCCACAGCCAGAGGAACUCUCGCCCGAAGAGGUUAAUAACUUAAAGUCGCUUCGGGACCGCGACCCCCGUGUUGUAUGGCUAGCCAUUUGGAUGCAGCUUUUUCCUAGGGUGCAGCCACCUUCAUCGCCUUACGUCAAGCCUAACCAGAUCGAAGAGGUCAAAGAUCUCAUUUAUCCCGGCGUUUUGGUUGCCUUUCGGUCCAACCUGCCGACGAUAAUGUCAAAUAACACAGACUUCGCAUAUAUUGUUAAAUCCAUUCUGGACAGCGCCAGUGAUUUUUACUUCCAUCACUUGCCAAGAUCCCGACACUCACCGAUGCCACCAUCUUUACCAUCCAUGCCCCGGAACGAGACUCAGAUGGGUGUCAUCCAAACUACGGCAACUGAACAAUCACGACAGCGAGAUGGCCCAGGCAAUCGCGACGUCGGCCUGGGGUGUGACCUAGAUAGAGACGAACCCCUUGAGGAUGUCGAGAUCAGCAUGACCCUUGGUGAUUUGGAUGACAUUGGGUCCUAUGAGUGGAUGUGA